Molecule: messenger RNA, 3401 nt
Organism: Catharus ustulatus (Swainson's thrush)
Lineage: Eukaryota; Metazoa; Chordata; Aves; Passeriformes; Turdidae
Gene: SNAP47
Product: synaptosome associated protein 47
Exons: 5
Coding region: 94-1323 (409 amino acids)
Biological process (GO): synaptic vesicle fusion to presynaptic active zone membrane; synaptic vesicle priming; exocytosis
Cellular component (GO): plasma membrane; SNARE complex
Molecular function (GO): syntaxin binding; SNAP receptor activity
Source: RefSeq, a predicted model, not a curated record
GAGCGCGCAGAGAGCGCAGGCGCGGAGCGGGGCCGGUGCCGCACUGAGGGAGGGUCUCCUGCAGGACUGGAGGGCGUUUCCCUGGGCGAGCUGAUGAACGAGGACAUCCGGAUCCACUCCUGGCCCUGCUCCUACUACCUGGACAGCAGCAAGCAAUGGAUCCCUGGGAAGCUCUCCCUGACUCCCCUCUCCAUCCAGUUCAGAGCUGGCAGGACAGGAGAGCUCCUGCUGGAUUUCCACCUUUCCGCCAUCAGCGAGAUCAAGAAGGAAUCUUCCCAUUUAAUCUUCAGCUCCCUGACCAUCCUGGAGAAGGGCACCAAGCACUGGUUCAGCUCCCUGCAUCCCAACAGGAAUGUGGUGUUCAACAUCCUGGAGCAUUUCUGGAGGGAGCAGCUGCUGUCCAGGCAGGAGGCUGGAGCUGGAGCAGCCUUGGAAUCCAGCAAGGGCAAGGAAUUAACGGGAAUGUUGGAGGGAUCCCAGAAACGCCUGGAGGACACGGCCAAGGUGCUGCAUUCCCAGGGGGAGCAGUUUGACAACAUCAUGAGGGGGCUGCACAAGAUCGAGGGGGACAUGGAUGUGGCUGACAGGCUGUUGACAGAGCUGGAAUCUCCCUCCUGGUGGCCCUUCAGCACCAAACUCUGGAAAACCCCCCUGGAAUCGAAGCCGAAGGAAGCACCAGCAGCUCCCAGACAGGAGGAGGGAAUCCUGCUGCGCAUCCCAGUGAUCAUCACCCACAGGACGGAUUCCAGCGCCAAGCCGGGCCAGCUCACCCUGCUGCCCUCGGGGCUGGAGAUCCGGGACUGCAGCUCCCAGCUGCUGCACCGCUUUGAGACGCGGGAUGUGGACGACAUCUGGGUGCACAGCCCCUACGAGAUCAGCGUGCGGCAGCGCUUCAUCGGCAAACCCGACCACUGCUGCCGGCUGCUGGCCGCGCGCAUGCCCGAGCUGCUGCCCGUCCUGCAGCUGCACUUCAGCACCAAGAUCCAGUUCCUGGAGGAUGCUCUGGGCUUUGCCGGAGCCGGGAAAUCGCCUCAGGGGGAGUUGGGAGCGUCCCUCUGGCAGGCAGCCGGCGGAAUGCUGGGAGCGACGGCAGAUCCCGGGAUUGCGGCGGGGCCGGACCAGGAGCAGGCACAGCUGCAGAAAGUGUCCCAGGAAGAAGCCAAGGAGCUCAGACAGAUCCUGCAGAAGCUGAAGGGGCUGGCGCUGGAGACGGAGGCGGAGCUGGAGCGGCAGGAUGAGGCGCUGGACUCCAUCGGCAGCGCCGUGGAUCGCGCCACGCUCACCAUCGAGCGGCAGAACCGGCGCAUGCGCAGGCUGACCUAACCCGCAGGAACGGCACCGGGGGCUGCAGUGCCACGAGGGGCUGCUCCAGAGACUCUGUGGGAGGGGUUGGGAUCAGCUUGGGACAAUGGCACUGCUGGGGGUGAGGUCCUGAGAGCAGAGAAGUGAUUCCGGGACUUGGAUCAUGGGUGGAGAUUGGAUGGUUGGGUGGAGAUUGGAUGGUUGGAUCAUGGUUGGACCUUGGAUCAUGGUUGAAUGGUUGGAUGAAGUUUGGAUCUUGGAUGAGGUUUGGAUCUUGGAUGAGUUUUGGAUCCUGAAUGAUGGUUGGACCUUGGAUGAUGGUUGGAUCUUGAAUGGUUGGAUGAUGGUUGGACCUUGGAUGAGGUUUGGACCUUGGGUGAGGUUUGGAUCUUGGAGGAUGGUUGGAUCUAGGAUAAUGUUUGCAUCUUAGAUGAGUUUUGGAUCCUGAAUGAUGGUUGGACCUUGGAUGAUGCUUGGAUCUUGAAUGGUUGGAUGAGGUUUGGACCUUGGGUGAGGAUUGGAUCUUGGAGGAUGGUUGGAGAUUGAAUGAUGAUUGGAUCUUGGUUCAUGCUUGGAUCUUGGAUGGUGUUUGGAUCUUGGAUCGUGGUUGUGCCUUGAAUAGUAUUUGGCUCUUGGAUAACGUUUGGAUCUUGGAUAAUGGUUGGAUCUUGGGUAACAUUUGGACUUUGGAUGAUGGUUGGACCUUGGAUGGUUGGAUCAUGGUUGGAUCUUGGAUGAGGUUUGGAUCUUGAAUCAUGGUUGGACCUUGGAUAACAUUUGGACCUUGGAUGAGCUUUGGACCUUGGAUCAGUUUUGGAUCUUGGGUCAUGGUUGGAUCUUGGAUAACAUUUGGACCUUGGAUAAGUUUUGGAUCUUGGAUGAGUUUUGGAUCUUGGGUCAUGGUUGGACCUUGGAUGAGCUUUGGAACCUUUUUUUGAUGGGAAGAUCCGAAUUUCCAAUCAGGAUGAAACAGAACUCAUGGAUUCUCCACUACAAACCCCUGUAAAUAGGAAGGGAUGUGACAAAACCUGACUUAAUUUAAUUAAUUCAUUAAUUAAUGUGCUUUUUCAUGUUGCUGCUUUCCAGCCCAUGGAUUCCCUCUCCAGCUCUUUCCCUAAAAUCCUUCAGAUCCUGUUUUUUUAUUUAUUUGCACUCAGUGGUGAUGAAACAUUUCAUCAGGCUUUUCCAGAAUUCCUUAAAAAAGGGAGUAUUUCAAUUAAAGUCUGAAGUUUACACUUGGCUCUGUUUGAGAGCAGAUUCCCCCUCCUAAAUUAUUAAUAUUCCAUAGGAAAAAUUCCCAUUUCGUCAAUCCUGACUUUCCAGCCGUUUUACCUCCAAGGAACUGGUAUAAAAUAUCUUCUUUAAUUAUUUUUUAAAUUUUAAUUAAAAUAUUUUUAGUGUUGCUUUCAAAUCCAACACUUCCAGUGCAAUAUUUUUCAACAGUGAAGCUUCAAAUCCUUGGAUCCAGUGGGAAUUUUUCCCAUUUUUUUGGAAUCCAGCCCAAUUUUGGGAGAAACCACCAAACCACGUCGAGGGUGUUGCUUGCAAGGUUUGUAUUCCUCCAUCUUAGUUAGGACUGGAAUAAAAAUUAUUCCAAGUUUUUUCCUGGCAUGCACUUUAUUGGAAAAUCCAGUGGUAAUUCCAUAUCCAUCAAUUAUUUCCUGGGAAUAAAUAAAAUCCUCUUGGAGCUUCUGCUGUUGUUUCCCACCCCCAAAUCGCUGCUGCUUUGCUCAGAGGGGAAAAGAAACUUCCCACACCUCAUUUUUCCAUGGAUUUCCAGGUGGAUUUUGCACCAAAUCCAUGUUUGUUGAGGCUGGGAUGGGAUCUGGGAGCAAGGUGAGUCCAGCCCAGAAUUCCCAAAAGGAAAUUUUUUGGAUUGGAGUGGUUUUUUUGGGUGUUCUUUGUGCCAUAUUUUUUUAUUGUCGUGGGGUUUUAGCGCCGACUCCGUAUUUUGUGGGUUGUGUUGAGUCCAGCAUAUCCCAAAAAACUUGGGAUAUUCCUUGGGAACCCCAUCCUGGAGCUGUACAUUGGCUGAACUCCAUGUGCCAGAAGGAUUUUCCACCUGUCAUUCCUUCUUAAUAAAUCUCUUGGAAUUGUGA